GAAACAUGCUCUCCCUGGUUCUGAUUUUACACCUUCUGGAAUCUUCAUAUAAACUUCAAAAUCAAUAGGCCCAUAUAGAAAGGCGGUUUUAAUGUCAUAUUGUCUGACUACUAAGUUUUUGUGAAUGCAAUGGGCCAGAAGAAUUCUAAUUGUUAUACAUUGUAUCACUGGCGAAAAUGUUUCAUCAUAAUCCACUCCAUGUAUUUGAGUAUAGCCUUGAGCUACAAGUCGAGCUUUAUAUCUACAAAUUUUCCCUUCUUCAGAUAAUUUUAUUUUGAAGAUCCAGCGAUAACCGACUACUUUCUUUCCUUCUGAUUCUGGUGAAGAAAUUGCUUCAUUAUAAUUGGCAGGUUCAUCUAUAGCAAUUUUGCAACUUUUAUCACCAUAGCGGGAUGGAGGCUUUACAACUCUAUUGCUGCGUCUGAGUUGAGAAGUUGAAGGCAGACACUCUUCACAUUUUAAAUCUGGAGAAAACAACACAUUAUGAAGAACUACUCUUACUGAAGAUCUGUUUGGCAACAAUGCAUUUAACCGGACAUUGCCUAUAUGAGUAGCCUGAAUCUUUUUGUCGUUUCCUAGUCGGAUAUAUUCUGAAUAAGGACGUAGAUAAUAUGGCUGAAAAUGAAGUUGAGCACGAAAAACAGAACCGCAUCAAAGCCAAGGUGAACAUUGAAGAACCGUCAGAAGAACUUUUGGAAUGGGCUAAAAAUAAUAUAAACGAAGAUCCAGACACAAGAGAUUUGCUAAUUUCAGAACUGAAAGAUAUGAUUUACGAAAGAGGAGAAUGUACUCCUAGUAGAAUGGACGAUGAAUUCAUUUUAGGCUUCUUAAGAGCCCGCCAUUUUAAUUUGAGGAUAGCUCAUCGACUAUAUGUGAAUCACAGUAUUCUUAAAGAAGAGGCGCCUCAAUAUUUCGAUGACGUAAAUUUAGACAGAAUGGUAGAAAUAGUAAAAGAACCAAUUUUUAACGUGCCUCCAAAUAGAGACCAUUUGGGAAGAAGAAUGCUGAUUUUUAGAAUCGGUGAAUGGAGACCAUCUGAAUUCACUCCAACAGAACUCUUACAAUUCGUGGUAUUCUUAACGCAAAUCACUUUACUAGAACCUCAAACACAAAUAAAAGGAGCAAUUUUGCUAGUAGACCUUAGUGGUCUUUCUCUCGAAAUGGUUUGGUACUUGACACCAACGCUAGCCAGGCACGUGGUCAAUCUUGCUGCAUCAUCGUUCCCAGUUAGAUUAGAAGCAGUCCACUUCCUGUACACAUCCUGGAUUUUUGACACUGCCUAUAACAUUUUCAAAGUCUUCAUUCCAGAAAGAUUCAGAGAUCGAAUCCAUUUUCACAACAAUUUAGACACGUUGUAUGACGACGUCGACCCCAAGUACCUUCCUAAUUCGCUAGGCGGCGCCAUUGACGAUUAUACUUUGGAAGAUUGGAUGAACGACGCUGUAUUAUGCAAUAAGAAAGUAAUAGACGUAUUGGGAAAAGCGGGAUAUCCUUUGAAGGAGUUUUUAGCAAGAAGGAAUAAUAAUAAAUGAAAGAUAAUGUAGAAAAUGAGAUUGUUAAUUUUAUAUACAUAUUUGUACCUGCCGAAUUAGAUUAAAAUAUUUUAUAUUAGUGUUGUUAUUUAAAAAAAAUAAAUAAAAUUUAGAAUAUU
Messenger RNA from Psylliodes chrysocephalus, 1651 nucleotides. NCBI's taxonomy places the organism in Eukaryota, Metazoa, Arthropoda, Insecta, Coleoptera, Chrysomelidae. The record is from the annotation of a GenBank genome assembly.